Molecule: messenger RNA, 240 nt
Organism: Funneliformis geosporum
Lineage: Eukaryota; Fungi; Glomeromycota; Glomeromycetes; Glomerales; Glomeraceae
Source: the annotation of a GenBank genome assembly
AUGCCUUUGGCUAAAUCCGCUGAACAGGUUGGUAAAGUAGAAUAUGAGAAGCUAAUAAAUAGAUCUGGUAAGGCUAAACAAAGCACUCUGGAAGAAACUAUUCAUAAAAUUCUCCAAAGUGAACUUAAAUUAAUUUUUCCUAUAUUGAUUUCUCAAGACUCUGUUUCUAGUUCCAAUAAAGCUAAUACAUCAAAACAAGUGCCUUCUAUUCAGAAGAAGACAGAGUUUCAGAGUGAUAAG